Toxorhynchites rutilus septentrionalis is the source of this 2169-nucleotide messenger RNA. RefSeq lists its product as uncharacterized. NCBI's taxonomy places the organism in Eukaryota, Metazoa, Arthropoda, Insecta, Diptera, Culicidae. The record is from RefSeq and is a predicted model, not a curated record. The transcript has 9 exons. The coding region runs from base 136 to 2151 and encodes 671 amino acids.
AAGACAGUCAUUUCGUUUUUCUUGAGAUUGCUACAUCGCUUGAUUUUAUGGCUACAUUUCCUGAACUUUUGUUGUUGUUUUUAUCAUUUUGUUGGUUCCCGUGUCACGGUCAUAAAACAUCUGCUUACUGCAAGUAUGUCACCCUAUGCGUGUCGGUUAAUUCUCGUAAUAGCUGCGAUCGGUUUGAAGGUCGCAGCUGAAAGAGAAUAUGAGUACCUGACAGAUAUUCCGGUGUACCAAUACGAUGAUUAUGGCUUGUGUAUCGUGCGCAAGAGCACGUAUUGUUUCACCAAAACGGUUCUGAGACCUCGGGAGGAAGACAACUUGCCUUCGAAGCAUAUAAGAGUAGAUUUUCGCAAGAGUUUACUAGAAUGGGGUAUCUGCGCGAAGGAAUGUGACGAGGAAACCGAACUUCUUACAAAGAACGAGCGCGAUGUGCUACGGGAUGCCAGAUUUCCACUGGGGAAUAUUUACAAAAUCCCACGACGAUACUACCCCGACAUGGAUUGGAUGGAAAGUCUAUUUGGCGAAAAGAUACAUGUUUGUGUUAAUAAUCGCCUGCGGCAAAUAUACAACGUCUCGGGUUACCCAAUAAUCGAAACAUGCAUUACAACCAGAUUUAACCCGUGGAAAUCAGAAUUUGAUUGGUACGAAUGUAUCUUUUUCAUAGUCGUCUUCUCAUACUUUGUCGCUUUUACCAUAAGUAAUGUUUUGGAUCUGUGCGGACCCAAUUUUUUCAAAGGUUUUCUCAUCAUUCGAGCAUGCUCUUUUCGAACUAACUGCGUUCGUUUGCUGAAUUGGUCAAGAGAUGAAUACGAUGCCGAUUUUCGUUGUAUGAAUACUCUUCGAUUUAUUUUAACGGUGCUGCUUGUUGGCCUCAAUUGUUUUUUGUUGGUGAUAUCCUUCCCUGUGCCCAAUCCGGAAAGUGUGGAAGAAUACAUGAGAUCGCCAGCAGUAAUCAACACGCUCUGCUGUUUAUUCUGGAUCAUACCGGUGUUUCUCACCAUGGAUGGGUUCACAAUGAUGGUCCAUUAUCUGGACAGUCGGACCAGGAAGCAGACUGUCGACAUCGGGUAUUUCCGACAGGCGUUCGUUUUGUGGAUGAUUGAGAUAUUUCCACUGUAUUUUGUGGCCAUGCUGUAUUCCACGGUAACGGAUACUAUCUGGGGAACGGAGCCAAACGUUGGACGGUUUUUUAUGAUAACCAGAGAGUCGCUCUGUUGCCGAGAGAACUUGUGGGCGAAUCUUCUGUUUAUGAACAACUAUCCGGUCACCCAGGAGAUGUGUUAUGUACAUGGAUGGUAUCUUGCGGCUACCAUUCAACUGUUUCUGGGAGCUGUAGCCGUGCUGUGGAUUACGUCCAGAUAUCGCACAUGGAAGAUCUUCCUGCUAUGGAUUGUUCCAGCACUGGCGAUAUGCAUGCCCGGAAUUUGGGUGUUUGCUUUCGGAACGGAACCCUUGCCUCCCCUGAGACUGAAUGACAUUUCCUCCCAAUUCAUGUAUCAGAGAUGGUUCCGACAUAUGUACAUCCCGACCCACAUGAACGCCGGGAAUUACAUCGUUGGAAUGAUGGCUGGUUACUAUUUCUACCAGGUCAGAGUGUACGAUGUCAAUCCCGCUAAAUUUAAGAUUUAUCAAUACACAAAACGAUUUGUAUUUCCAAUCACCGUGGCCACGGGAUUGAUCCCUUACCUGUUUUAUACCCAAGAUCUAGUGGAACCGACAAUUCUAUCCUCGGGUUAUGCCAUCCUCUUCCAGAAUAUCUGUUCCGUCUAUUGUGCGAUUUGCAUUUUUGAAAACUUCCAGAAUUUACCAGAUAUCGUUCGCCGAAUCUUCGACACGAAAUAUCUGGUAAUUCCAUCCCGGCUCUGGUACGGGUUAUUUGUCACCCACAUCAUCGUGUUGAGAAGUUAUCUGUCGCUAAGAGAACCCUGGCAGGAAUUCGAUGCAAACAAAUUUCCAAAAGUAUUCGGUCGAAUUUUGGUGCUAUCGUUCCUGUUAUCGAUUGGGACGUAUCUUGUGGUGGAGCAACCGACACGACGUUUUCUCUCCAAAAAAAUAUAUCCCAAUCUUCCUCGUGAUCGGAAGCCCGAUGGGAUGCGUUUCGAGUUGUACGAUUUGGAAAUUGGUUUCGGAUCAAGUUUGAGAUGAUGAUUGUAUAUUUGAUUG